CUCUCUCUCUCUCUCUCUCUCUCUCUCUCUCUCUCUCUCUCUCUGCACCUUACUUUCAUAACUCAUAAUCAAAAAAAGCAUAUCCAAGGUCGUGGUGGUUAAGCUGUCAAUCUAUCAAUCAAUCAAGAGACCAAUCAUCAUCAAAUCAAAAAAAAAAAAUUCAGCUGAGGGAAAAAGGGACUAACCAAGAUGUCAUCAUCCUCUUCCACUGCCUUAUCGCUGGACCACCUCCCUCCUUCCGAGCAGCUUUGUUAUGUCCACUGCAACAUUUGUGACACUGUCCUCGCUGUAAGUGUUCCUUGCACCAGCUUGUUCAAGACGGUGACUGUGCGAUGCGGCCACUGCACCAACCUCCUGCCAGUUAACGUUAACAUGCGUGGAUUGCUUCUUCCUCCACCAAACCAAUUUCACUUGAGUCACUCUUUCUACUCUCCAUCUCACAAUCUUCUGGAGGAGAUACCAAACCCAACCCCAAAUUUUUUAAUCAACCAGACCACCUCUUCCAAUGACUUGUCUGUGCCUUCCAGGAUUACAGCUGAUGAGCUACCACGCCCACCCCUCAUCAAUAGACCUCCUGAGAAAAGACAGAGAGUCCCCUCCGCCUACAACCGAUUCAUUAAGGAGGAGAUCCAACGCAUCAAGUCUAUCAAUCCCGAUAUAACCCACAGAGAAGCCUUCAGCGCAGCUGCCAAGAACUGGGCCCACUUCCCUCACAUUCACUUUGGCCUCAUGCCUGAUCAGACCAUGAAGAAGACAAACGUGCGCCAGCAGGAAGGAGAGGACGUCCACAUGAAAGAUGGUUUUUUUGCUUCGGCAAAUGUUGGUGUGUCUCCGUACUAGCUUUGUCUGUCCAUCGGCUCUGAAGCUUGGGGGCGACUAUAUAUGAUUACUUGACUACUUAUAUAUUCGUCUGUCGAUGGAGGUCGUUUCGUUUAUCGUUGAUGAUUAAGGAUACUUAUUAUGAAAUGGUGCAUGUACUUUUCUUCUUCCAA
Messenger RNA from Prosopis cineraria, 992 nucleotides. Its product is annotated as axial regulator YABBY 1-like. The record is from RefSeq and is a predicted model, not a curated record. Gene Ontology annotation, biological process: polarity specification of adaxial/abaxial axis; cell fate commitment; abaxial cell fate specification. Bases 190 to 840 code for a protein of 216 amino acids. The transcript is spliced from 7 exons. NCBI's taxonomy places the organism in Eukaryota, Viridiplantae, Streptophyta, Magnoliopsida, Fabales, Fabaceae. Gene Ontology annotation, cellular component: nucleus.